Messenger RNA from Pogona vitticeps (central bearded dragon), 1389 nucleotides. Lineage: Eukaryota; Metazoa; Chordata; Lepidosauria; Squamata; Agamidae. The record is from RefSeq and is a predicted model, not a curated record.
CCCCCUCUGGUGUGGUGCUCGCCGGCCUGCGCAUGCGCAGAGGGAGCGGCCCCGGAUUUAAAGGGGCCGCGACGCGAAAAAAGGAUCCCAGGGAUGUCCCGGCGAGGGAAGGAGGAGUACGAGCGGCACUACGCGGUCACCGAGCCCCGCAUCCACCCCAAGGGCUACACCGAGUACAAAGUGACGGCCAAGUUCCUCUCAAAAGCGAAACCAGAAGAUGUCAAGGAGAUUGUGGUCUGGAAGCGAUACAGUGACUUCAAGAAGCUGCACGGAGAGCUGGCCUACACUCACCGCAACCUUUUCCGACGCCUGGAGGAUUUCCCCGCCUUCCCUAAAGCCCAAGUCUUUGGCCGGUUUGAGCCCGAGGUGAUUGAGGAGCGUCGGAAGGCCGCCGAAACCAUGUUGCGCUUCACCGUAAACAUUCCAGCUUUGAACAACAGCCCUCAGCUGAAGGAAUUCUUCCGGGGUGGGGAGGUGAGAAGGCCUCUGGAGAGCCCCGACCUGCCGUCUCUGCCUCCGCCCCUGAUCCCAGUGCCUUCGGAAGGGGUAGAGCCGGCAGAGGAUGCGCUGGGAUCUGUCGCUGAGGAGGGGACUCUGGAUUUGAACCCGGACCUGUGUGGGGCCACCGACGCGGUGGACCAGGGGGGUAGCCAGGAGCCCAAAAUGGAGGAAAGAGGGACGCCUCCUUUGCCCACGAAGCACCACCACGACAACGACAACGACGAGGCCUUUGACGCCCUCUUUGCUUUCGGUGGAGAUGAUGAAGAAGGUGGGGAGAGGGGGGCGGGAUCGCCUUCCUGCUGCCUCUUGUCCGUCCAGGAGCUGGCCCUCUUUGACCCUUUCUCCAAAGAAGCCUCCACGGCCGCCCCCCCUUCUCACGGGGAAGAGCUGGCUGUCCUCACCGCUGCCUUGGACCACGAACCAGCGCUUUCUGCUCCUGGUCAGGGACUGGUGCAGGCAGCCCAGGAAGGAGCAGCUGAGCCAGACCCGGGCGGGUAUCUCCCCCUGGCCACCGAGCGCAUCCGGCGUGCCCUAGAGAGCGAAGCAGCCCAAGACUACAAAGGGGCCUUCCAUGGCUACCGCAGCGGGGUGGACCUACUGCUCCAGGGCCUGCAAGGGGAUCCUGAUCCAGCCCGUAGGGAGGCUGUCAAGAAGAAGACGGCCGAGUACCUACAGAGGGCAGAGGAAAUAUUUCAGCAACAUCUAAAACAUCUGCAGCUGUGAGCCAUGUGGUUGCACACCCCAGCGUAUGUACACAAGAGAGAGGGCCCUGUGCCAGCUACAGGCGCCUGGUUCCAGCGGGCUAGAAUCCAUUCUGUGACUGGCCUUCCCUCUCCAUGUACCCCAUUUUGUUGGGUAUUCCUGUAAAAUACGUGUUUGUAAAUCUUC